UUUUGGUUAAAAACUGAGGGAUGGAGUCAGAGUCAGCGAGCACUUUGUAAGUCAGGGGAAGGACGUUAAAAUUGAUCUGCUGUUUUAUGGGGAGCUUGAAGUGACACAAGGACAGAGGUGAUAUGUUCACAUCUCUAAUCUCUUGUCAAUAUUCUCACAGGACAUUUUGGGUGACUUGUUGAUUUAAUGCAGUGUAAUAAGACAGACAAGUGCUUUUCACAGCCGUUGCAGCUGAGCAAUAAACAACAUCCCAUUAUCGAUAAUUGCAUGUUGGAAAAUUGCUACAUUAGACGUUUAUUUAUUUUUUUGCCAGAGCAUCUGAGAAAUUAUGGAUAAGAUUAAUAUAGAGUGGGACAAGGCUUAGGGACUUGAGGUUUUGCUGACAGGUAGAGUGAAGACAAACACUGAAUUCGAGGAUGAUGUCAUCAAGGCAACCAUAUAAAGGUCCCAUCACUGACUUCUGCAGACCAGGAAGUCGAACCUUUGCUUUAUCGACGAGAUUUUAUGAUGUUUCACUGCAUUAGAAUGAAACAAGAGUGGACAGUGAAAAUACUAGAAAAAAGUAAAACUCCAGGGCAGAUUUAGUUCUGUACUUCUAGAUUAGAAAGGCAAUCAAAACUGGAAAAUAACAACAAUGUGUUUGAGGGUAAUUAUUUCAUGGAUUUGUUCCUGCAUCUCAGAAAAGGACAGUAGCCUCAUAUCCAGUGUAUCUUGUCAGUAAUAAAAUUAACACACAAUUAAUGAGUGUAUAUUUUAGUUGGGAGCUGUUCCGUAGAGAAUUAGAAGGAUGUAAGCGUUUGAUAAAUUACGCAGGGACGGUUAAUUAUAACUUAAACCACAUGUGCGUGCGUAAAGUGGAUAGCUGGGCGCGCACACACGCAGCACACCACUGCGGGGAACAGCUGGUGUCAGACGCGUUGUUCGGAGUGGCAGUGAGGGCUAUGGACGGUUUUUCGACUGAUUCGCCUCUCAGACUGGAACAAUCGUCUCUAAAACAUCCCACAUGGUCUACUUUUGUCUCAUCCACGAGCUUUAAAUAAAGUCUACCUGAAAAUGAGACGCAGAGACAUCAUCGGGUGAUCUCUGUGUCGUUUGCAAAAGAAGGUUUAGACUUGAUAAGGAUUCUUUUUUUUAUUUUUUAUUUUGUUGAUGUCUCACUCGGAUAUGGCACAUCUCUGGAUACAUUAAGAGAAUUUCACAGCGUCAGACGCGUCUGCGGCGGGGGAGACCAGUGGAGGGACUCGGAAACUUGUGUGGUGCAGGAGACGGUCUCUCUCUUUUCGUAUCGGCGCAGCCACAGCUGUCAGAGAGAGAGCCAUGGUGAACCCCUUCAUACUGAUGCUCAGCUGGACUGUGAUCGCUGAGGUUGUGAGAGCUCAGAAUGACACGGAGCCUAUCGUCCUGGAGGGCAAAUGCCUCGUGGUCUGCGACUCAAACCCGACCACGGACUGGAAGGCUUCGUCCUCUCCGCUCGGCAUCUCAGUGCGCGCCGCCAACUCCAAGGUGGCUUUCUCUGCAGUCCGGAGCAACAACCAUGAGCCGUCGGAGAUGAGCAACAAAACAAGAAUAAUCUACUUCGAUCAGGUUCUUGUGAAUAUAGGAAACUACUUCACAUUUGAAUCAGUAUUUUUGUCCCCAAGAAAAGGAAUCUACAGUUUUAACUUCCAUGUCAUUAAAGUGUACCAGAGCCAAACCAUACAGGUGAACUUGAUGUUGAAUGGGAAACCAGUCAUCUCAGCCUUUGCGGGUGAUAAAGAUGUUACUCGUGAGGCGGCCACCAAUGGAGUUCUGCUCUAUCUAGAAAAAGAGGACAAAGUCUACCUAAAGCUGGAGAAGGGAAACCUAGUUGGUGGAUGGCAAUACUCAACGUUUUCUGGCUUUCUUGUGUUCCCUCUGUAAAAAAAUAAAAAAAGAAAAAGAAAAAAGAAAAGAAAAAAGAAAAAAGAAAAGAAGAUUGUAAGCUUACUGACUUCUUCAUAAUGUGUUGUCACUGUAUAAUCAAAACAUUGCUGCUGCUUCAGUUGGAUCUUGCCAAAUGGUUGAGAAAUGAUAGAUGGAAAUAGAUCAACAACUGAGAGAGGAAAUAAGACUUUGGAAAUCAUUCACAUUCUCUGGAAGUGCCGAGUCCCCGUCCCCCCUUACCCCCCCUCCGUCCAGAUAAAAAGGACUUGAAAUAUUCCCUAUCGCUACUGUAUGUUCCUGUCACUCAAGCAGCCUCAGAGAGGAACAACGAAACAUCCCAGAAGUACUUCUCAAACUCUGACUUGUCGGAACAUGCUUAGCAUACUGAUUUUUUUUUUUUUUUUUUUCAUGACAACUGUUGCAUUUUAGUACAUCUGCCUUUUGGAUGUAAUCUAUAUAUGCUUGUGUUACUUGUGGGACAUCUCAUUACCAAAGUAUUCACAUUGCUAAGUAUAUUGGGGGGGGUUGGGGGGUGUUUUCUCUGUCUGGACCAAGAGUUCAUCAAACAAGAGUGAUAAUUGUGGUCGAGGUCACUGCGAACCAAGAGUUUAUGCAAGUUAGUGGAUGGAACGACGUCAUUUAAAUCUGAUGAAAAGAGGAAUUAAUGCAUAUUGUUUCAAUUGCAAAGCUUGUUUUGUGAUGAGGUGAAAUCAGAUUUAAUUAUUUUUCUGAUCAUUUAAGCUCACCGCUGAUACUGCUAUUUUGUUUUUGAUGAAUUACCUGCAACCCUGUCUCCUAGAAAUUGUGUUUAUGUACUAUUAAUUUGUUUUGCCAAACAUAUUUUGAGGGAAUUUAAUUCUUUCCUGAAUUAUGUUCAGUGACAAAGUUUUAUUUAUAUAUGAGGGAAGUGCUUUUUGUACCGGACCAUGACACCGGUUGUAUCCUAAACCUUGCACGUGGUUAGGUUUAGGCAACAAAAGCACUUUGGUUAAAAGUGGCUACAAUCAAUAUUUAACCACUGAUCACAUGACUACAUGUAUCUGAAAGGUGUUGCUUGUAGUGACAGACUGACUCUGGAGUUCCCCUCAGCUCAUAGUUUUAUAAUCUCUCAUUUCAUUGUUUUGGUUUUUUGGGAUGCAACUUUACUGUUUUGGUUCUCGCUGCUCUAAUCAGAGGAGUUUUCAGACACAGCAGGCAGUUGUUUUCAGCAAAAAAAGCUCUAAAAACCUACUGUACACUACCUGCUCACCACCAAACAGCGGAAAGACAAAGUUAGUGAUUACAGGAGACAAAAACAGAGGUAAAAGAGUGGCAGGUUGUGAGAAACACAAAUCCAAAUGAAUGCUAAUGUUGCUAUGUGCCUGCUGAGUUUGCAAGUUUGCAAAAUCAACCCAUAAGCUGAUAAUAUGUCAGUGUUGUGUUACAGUUUGUUUCUGAUGCCUGCAAUUAGGUUUAAAGACAGGAAAAGAUUCUGGUUUCGGUUUAACAUCAAUAAUAACGUUUUUUAGUACUUAAGCAAGACAAUUAUCAUUCCUUAAACUUAACCAAGUGCUCUGAGUGCCUAAACAUAACCACAAAAAAAUGCUUUUAGUUGCUACGAGUGGACAUCGUAUUGCAAGAGUUUAUAUUGUGGGGAAAAACAGAUACAUUACAUUGUCAGUGGACGUUUUGUGAAUCUGCUCAGUAUGAACCUUUUGCAACUUGGCAGAUAUGUUCAUUUAAAACAUUUUCUCAUUAUGCUGACAAAAAAAAAAAUUGGGUAGAAGUAGAUUUCUCCCAAAACAUUUUAUCUGUUGAAAAUGAGUAGUUUAUAAAUGUAUCUUCUACCUGCAUAUUUAUAACAGACUCAUGGUUUAUGGACCUUAAUAAAGUUUAAUGGGCAUCUGAGAACCUUAAUUGGUUAACAUGCUGAUAAUGAACAGAUUCCUGUCACAGUCGGCGAGCAUAAAAGGCUUCCACUGGGCAGCCUGGGAUAACUGAUGAAUUAAUAAACUCCUUAAUUGUUGCUCUUGAGCUCAAUGUGCUCAUACAGUGUGUGAUGGCUCUCCCCUUGAUGUCUACAGCAGAGUUACUGUUGGACUUAUUGCAGUGUGUGUGUGCUGCUGGUGCAGUGUGCAGCUGCUUUGUUAAAAAUCAACCUGGAACCUCGCUGAAGCUUUUCAGGAGACAGUUUAUUUGAAUUAUUAUUUCACCCUGAGAUAGUAAUCUGCACCUCUGUCCGCUUGAGCGUCUGAAGUGUUUGGCUUGUUCACGUUCACUGAUCAAAUUUAUGUUGCUACGUGUUGUUUGCUGACAUAUUUUUUUCAGUCAGUGACUGAUAAGUUGAGCCGCAUCGUUGUCAUUUUUUUUUGCAACCGGGAAAAGGUUGCGGGGAAGUGAUUCUUCUGUUUUCUGGUGUGAAUAAAGAGGUAAAAGGUGGGAAUGA
Messenger RNA from Thunnus maccoyii (southern bluefin tuna), 4327 nucleotides. It is a transcript of the gene cbln4, whose product is annotated as cerebellin 4 precursor. Gene Ontology annotation, molecular function: protein binding. Lineage: Eukaryota; Metazoa; Chordata; Actinopteri; Scombriformes; Scombridae. The transcript has 3 exons. Bases 1318 to 1899 code for a protein of 193 amino acids. The record is from RefSeq and is a predicted model, not a curated record.